Jaculus jaculus (lesser Egyptian jerboa) is the source of this 2115-nucleotide messenger RNA. RefSeq names its product calpain 11 (gene Capn11). The transcript has 21 exons. Gene Ontology annotation, molecular function: calcium-dependent cysteine-type endopeptidase activity; calcium ion binding. The record is from RefSeq and is a predicted model, not a curated record. The coding region runs from base 4 to 2115 and encodes 703 amino acids. Gene Ontology annotation, biological process: proteolysis. Gene Ontology annotation, cellular component: cytoplasm. NCBI's taxonomy places the organism in Eukaryota, Metazoa, Chordata, Mammalia, Rodentia, Dipodidae.
GGAAUGGUGACUUCCAUAAACAACUGCCGACUCAAGGCCAAGGGCAUUGGCCAGCACGACAGUGCCCAAAACUAUAAGAACCAGAGCUUCAAGGAUCUUCAAGCAAUGUGUUUGAGCAAGGGGGUGCUAUUUGAGGAUCCCUUAUUUCCUGCAGAACCCACGUCUCUAGGCUUCAAAAACCUGGGCCCCAACUCCAAAAUUGUGCAGAACAUUUUCUGGCAGCGACCCAAGGAUAUCACCAACAACCCUCAGUUCAUCAUGAAUGGACUCACUCCCACAGACAUCUGCCAGGGCAUCCUCGGGGACUGCUGGCUGCUGGCUGCCAUUGGCUCCCUUACCACGUGUCCCAGCUUGCUGUACCGGGUGGUGCCCAAGAGCCAAAGCUUCCAGAAAAACUAUGCUGGGAUCUUCCACUUUCAGUUUUGGCAGUUUGGGCAGUGGGUGGACGUGGUGGUGGACGACCGGCUGCCCACCAAGGAAGGCAAGCUGGUGUUCGUGCAUUCUGCUGAGCGCGCCGAGUUCUGGAGUGCCCUGCUGGAAAAGGCCUAUGCCAAGAUCAGUGGGUCCUACGAAGCGCUGACAGGGGGCAGCACCAUGGAGGGCUUCGAGGACUUCACCGGGGGCGUGGCCCAGCACUUCCGACUGCAGAAGUCUCCUCAAAACAUGCUGAAAAUCCUUAGAGAGGCCGUGCACCGAUCGUCCCUCAUGGGCUGCUCCAUCGAAGUCACCAGCAGCAGUGACUUGGAAUCAAUAACUCAUAAUAAGCUGGUGAGAGGACAUGCUUACUCAGUGACGGGCCUUGAGGAUGUCCUCUACAGAGGCAAGAUGGAAACACUGGUUCGGAUCCAGAAUCCCUGGGGCCGGAUUGAGUGGAACGGAGCCUGGAGUGACAAAGCCAAGGAGUGGGAGGAAGUGGACCUCAGCAUCCAGUUGCAGCUCCUCCGCAAGAAGGAAGAUGGAGAGUUCUGGAUGUCCUAUGAAGACUUCAUAAGCAACUUCACGCUCCUAGAGAUCUGCAACCUGACCCCUGACGCGCUCCCCUCGAGCAACCGCAAGAGCUGCUGGCACAGCGUCUUCUACGAGGGCAGCUGGCGGAAGGGCAGCACCGCGGGGGGCUGCAGGAACAACCCCGACACAUUCUGGACCAAUCCCCAGUUUAAGAUCCGUCUUCCAGAAGAGGAUGACCGGGAGCACCCCGAGGACAAGGACUUAGAGGUCUUCACCUGCCUGGUGGCCCUGAUGCAGAAGAACUGGCGCCAUGCUCGGCCCGAGGGAGCCCGCCUGCUCACCAUCGGCUUCGUCAUCUUCUCGGUCCCAAAAGAGUUUCAGGACCGCCAAGACAUCCAUCUGAAGAAGGAUUUCUUCGCGAAGCACCAAGACCAUGGCUUUUCCGAGAUCUUCAUCAACUCGCGGGAAGUGAGCAUCCAGCUGCGACUGCCUCCCGGGGAGUACAUCAUCAUCCCCUCCACCUUUGAGCCACACUGGGAUGCAGACUUCCUGCUUCGGGUUUUCUCAGAGAAGCACAGCGAGUCCUGGGAGUUGGACGAAGCCAACCGAGUGGAGCAUCUGCAGGAGGAGGUGGUCACCGAGAAGGAAAUGAACCAGGAAUCCUUGCGUUUGUUUGAGUUGGUGGCAGGUGAGGACUGUGAAGUGGAUGUGUAUGAGCUUCAAAAUCUCCUCAACAAGAUGCUGUGUAAACUCAAGAACUUCAAGAGCAAGGGCUUUGGUUUGGACGUGUGUCGCCGUAUGCUCAACCUCAUGGAUAAAGACGGAACUGGCAAGCUGGGCAUUCUGGAGUUCCAAGUCCUAUGGAAGAAAAUCAAGAAAUGGACGGACAUCUUCCGAGAAUGUGACCAGGACCACUCGGGCACCCUGAACUCCUACGAGAUGCGCUUGGCACUUGAGAAAGCAGGCAUUAAGUUGAACAACAAGGUGACGGAGGUGCUGGUGGCUAGGUACGCAAACGAUAACAUGAUCGUGGAAUUUGACAGCUUCCUCAACUGUUUCCUGAGGCUGAAGGCCAUGUUCACCUUCUUUUUAACCAUGGACCCUCAGAAUACUGGCUCCAUUAGCUUGAAUAUAGAGCAGUGGCUGUAUAUCACCAUGUGGGGGUAA